Messenger RNA from Brassica napus (rape), 2577 nucleotides. Its product is annotated as ethylene-responsive transcription factor ERF025-like. Gene Ontology annotation, molecular function: DNA binding; DNA-binding transcription factor activity. Gene Ontology annotation, biological process: regulation of DNA-templated transcription. The record is from RefSeq and is a predicted model, not a curated record. Bases 1719 to 2357 code for a protein of 212 amino acids. Lineage: Eukaryota; Viridiplantae; Streptophyta; Magnoliopsida; Brassicales; Brassicaceae. The transcript has a single exon.
ACAUCAGAAAAUGUAAAUUCUUUAUUUGCUAUACAUUAUUGUAAUUGUAGGUAAAUUAAAGUAUUAAAAACUUCAUGUCAAAUUUUGUAAGAAAACAUGUUAAAUAAGAUUCAAAAGUAAAAUUAUUUUAUAUUUUAAUGGAACAUAUUUCUUAUAUUAUAUAAAAAAUUCAAAAUUUAAGAUCUAAAAGUCGAACUUAGUAAAAAUCAUAAGCUCUUAACAUUUUAUUUUGGAAAUACUAUUUUAAAAAUAAAUUCAUUUUAUGUUUUCUAAGGUAACAUUUUUUUCUAUUAUAUAAAAAUCAAAUAUUUAAAAUCAAAAAGUUAAACUCAAUAAAAAUCAUAUUCUUCAUCAUUGAAUUUUGGUAACAGAAAGAUGCUAGAUUUUUAUAUUUAAAGAUUCAAGUGAUGAAAUUUCAUAGAUAUAAGUUUAGUCGGAUAUUUAUCAUCUACAUAAAGCAAACAUUCGAUAUUAUCACCUUAAAUGUUGAAGAUUCGUUAGAAAUUUUUGAUUUUAGAAACCAAAAUCACAACUAAUCAAAUUCAAAAUAUGAAUCAUAAAAAAACCUAAGAUUUACAAAGAGAAGUAGAAGAAUCACCUUUACUCAUAUCUUCUUUCUUCCACGCUCUUCUCCUUCUUUAUCUUCCUCAAAUAACUCGGAUUCACCUAUCAUCAACAUGAAAAUAUAACCCACUGAGUAAACAAAACAUCUUAAGCAAACCAAGUUACUAAAAUUCUUAAACUUACUAAUCUCUUCAAAGCCACAUAGCCAGUUUCUUGCAAAUUUGAGAGCUUGUACAUUUGAUCAAAUGAAGAUGACGACUCUUAUAGUUGUUAGAACAUGAUUUCCAACGUUAAUUGAUGAUUCAUAAGACAAUGUUGUUACGAGAUAAAUCUUUAAAACAUCGUAUUGUAUUUGCAUUAUAUCAAGAUGUCUAAACUUUAAAAGACAACCAUAUCCAAAACUAGUUCAUCCAAAUACACAUCUAAAGCUGAUUUUCAUUUUCAUGAUUUUGAGAAAAAUGCAUAAAAGCUCUCCACUAUAAAGAUCAUGAAGAGUCAAGUGACAUACCUUAGUUUUGAAGCAGUAAGAAGUCGAUGAAAAAGAUCAAUUUCUUUUUGUGAAGGGUGAAGAACAAGGCUACAAAACACGAAGUUUUGAUGUGUGAAAAUGAAGAUUGAUUUCCCCCAAAUACAUUUGAUAUAAGUAUGUCAGCAGCCGAAAUUAGGCUUGAUUAGUCCAUUUGAACUCGCUUCUCGUAAAUGAGUAUGUGGAUAAUCGGCCUAUUACAUCAACUAACCUUUAGCGUCAGACUUGCAAGAUUUUUCUACUUCUUGGUCUUUUUUAAGUGUGAUGUUUGCUUAUAAUUGUCUUAUUUUUGUUUUCUGGUUAGAUAAUAUGACAACAAUUUUCUUAGUUGGAUUGCUUUUGUUAUCAACUUAUCAUACGUUGCGAACAUUUUCUCUGAAGAAUAAGGUAUUCUUACAAAAAAACUUUGAUUGACCAAAAAAGGUAAAAUGCAAUUUCUCUUUAUACGACCAUAUAAACAUAAAUUGUAUUUAUGUGUAGACAGCUACCAUCAUCCAACAAAAAAAAAAAGAAUGCUCUUAAGAUUUCCCCACAGAUAUUCUCUCUCUCCUCCAAGAACACAUGUAUAAAUAGACAAACACAUUGAUCCAAACACACAGACACAUUUUACACAAGUUAAGCUUUUCUUAUGUCAAACAGUAGUGAUUCUCCGACCACGGGGAAUAAACAAACGUUUAAUGUACCUUCCAUCGCAUUGCCUUCCAAAUCUUCUGAUCAGUCUCCCCAAACAUCUCCAGGCUCAUCUUCUUCCCCAUCCCCAUCGCCGGCGAGAAUAACGGCGACUAGAACAUCCGGCCGGCACUCAUUUUUCAGAGGAAUCCGGCUACGGAACGGGAAAUGGGUAUCUGAGAUUCGAGAGCCGCGUAAAACGACGCGAAUAUGGCUCGGGACUUAUCCGGUGCCGGAGAUGGCAGCUGCCGCUUACGACGUGGCGUCGCUAGCUCUGAAAGGCUCGGAGUCAGUUUUGAAUUUUCCCGGUUUGGUUUUGAGUUAUGUGGCUCCGGCUUCGAACUCUGCCAAGGAUAUAAGAGCUGCUGCCGCGAGAGCAGCAGAGAUGAAGCAACCCGGAAAGGAGGAGGAGGAAGAAGAAGAAGAAGCGUUGUAUUCUUCGUUGGAGUUUAUGGACGAGGAAGCGAUGUUGAAUAUGCCGAGUUUGUUUACGGAGAUGGCGGAAGGGAUGCUGAUGAGUCCACCAAGAAUGACGGAUCUAUGGAUGGAUGAUUCGCCGGAGAAUCAUGAAGGAGAUAGUCUCUGGAGUUACAAAUGAUUCCAUGCUACGUUUUCUUUGUCUGGUCAAAUGAGUUUUUCUUUGUUUUGCUUUUGGGUAGACAAAAGACCGAUCAAACCGGUCUGAAUAGAAUUAAACCAAAUUGAAUCUGAAGAAUAUCCGCGUAGAUCUUGUUUUAUGAUAUUUCAAAUUCAAGUUUUUGGGUCUUAUCUGAACUUGAAUAAAAUCUAAUAAAAAAUAUAUUCAACUCCGAAUAUCU